Molecule: messenger RNA, 799 nt
Organism: Trichogramma pretiosum
Lineage: Eukaryota; Metazoa; Arthropoda; Insecta; Hymenoptera; Trichogrammatidae
Exons: 3
Coding region: 422-799 (125 amino acids)
Source: RefSeq, a predicted model, not a curated record
AAGAAAGUAAGGAGAGAGUACAAGAGCACUACCGAGGAACAUAGAAUAUACAAGUGCAGUGCGAGGUGGACACUUUUACGAUACAGUAUUGACUCUGGUGAAGAGAGAGAGAGAGGACACAGGAUUUUUUGUGUGUCCCAUUGUUUUGGGGACAGUGUUGAAAAAAGUGCGUGUCAUGAGGUUCAAAUAAAUCUUAACUCACAGCAAUAGGGCACUGGAGUUUUUGGUUUUGUUUCAUUAGUUGUUAAUUUUUUUUUCCUCGUUCGACCCGAAAAAAAAAGUGAACAAGUUUUUUGGCGUACACUCACAACGGAGAAGAGAAUUGUGCGCUGAGCCGAAUUAACGUCGAAGCGAAAUUGGGACAGUUUUGUUUUCGGUGGAAACAAUUUGCGACAAAAAUACGUUCCAGAAAGUGAAAAUUAUGGAGCCGAGAAUAGCGGCAUUGUCGAUGCUGCUGCUGCUGCUGAUUUUAGCAGCGAGCCAAGGUGCUCACGGCUGCGGCUAUCCCGGAGCCCCGGCCCACAGCAGCGUCAGAUUCUCGGGUCCGUCGAUCGAGGACGUGAUCGACGAGGAGGACGGACCGAUCGGCGCCCGGGGCGGCGCCGACAUCUUCGUGCCCGGCACCGUGUCGACCUACACGUGCGAGCGCGGCUUCGAGCUGCUGGGACCCGGACGCAGGAUAUGCCAGGCCGACGGCAGCUGGUCACCCGAGGGUGUGCCCUUCUGUGAAAUUAAAGUCAACCUCUACCGCUACAUGGCGAGUACUUCAAUAUCUGUAAAUCUUCAAGUGGCAAUGUGA